CUGAUGAAAACUACUCUUUUAUAUAUUAUGUAAAAAACAGAUGUAUGCCAACAAAUUAAACCUCCUUUUCCUAUCAUCUCAAUUUUGAUCACUUCACUUGAACGGUAAAUUAUGCUACCUGGCUGUUUCUUCUUCUUCUUCCUUUUCGUCGCACUUCAGGUACCGGAUGUUUCAUUUUCGUCGCAUUGUACGUCUGAAACAGUAUCUAAAACUUUCGAAAAAUGCAUGACACUUCCUACUCAACAAGCCUCAAUCUCGUGGACUUUCCAUCCUCAAAACGCCACCCUCGAUCUCGUGUUCUUUGGUAGCUUCAUAUCUCCUUCAGGCUGGGUUGGGUUCGGGAUUAAUCCGAUUUCUCCUGAAAUGACAGGAACGCGAGCUUUGAUCGCUUUCCCGGACCCCAACUCGGGCCAACUAGUCCUGCUACCUUACAUUCUAGAUCCCACAGUGAAACUCCAACGAACACCGCUCCUUUCCCGCCCCCUUGACAUCCACCUCCUCUCCUCCUCCGCCACCUUAUAUGGUGGUCGUAUGGCCACCAUACACGACGGUGCAACUAUUCAAAUAUAUGCCACUUUCAAACUCGUCCCCAAUAAAACGAAGAUUCAUUAUGUAUGGAACCGCGGAUUAUAUGUUCAAGGUUACUCCCCAACUAUACAUCAAACUGCAAUCAAUGAUCUUUCGUCCAUAGCCACAAUUGAUGUCCUGUCUGCAACUACGGCCAAGGCACAAAACAAUAAUAUCAGGACACUAAAAAUCAUUCAUGGCAUCAUAAACGCGAUUUCUUGGGGAAUGUUACUUCCAAUAGGGGCCGUAACUGCGCGAUAUUUAAGACAUAUACAAACUUUAGGCCCUACAUGGUUUUAUGCACAUGCUGGAGUGCAACUUUUUGCAGUUUUCUUAGGAACUGUAGGAUUUUCUAUUGGAAUUAGGCUAGGGGAGUUGUCUCCCGGACGGGUUUACGGGCUUCAUCAGAAACUCGGUUACGCAACAUUCUGCCUCGGGUGGCUUCAAACACUGGCUCUUUUGUUUAGGCCUAAAACAACAAACAAAUUCAGGAAGUAUUGGAAAUCGUACCAUCAUUUUGUAGGGUAUGCUUGUGUAGUAUUGGGUGUCGUUAACUGUUUUCAGGGAUUCCAAGUGAUGGGAGAAAGCAGGUCUUAUGCUAUGUUGGCAUACUGUUUGUGCUUGUCUACUCUCAUUGGCAUUUGCAUUGCACUGGAAGUGAAUUCUUGGGUUAUUUUCUGUAGAAAAUCCAAGGAAGAUAAAUUAAGGAGAGAAGGACGAAUUGGAAUUGGAAGUUCUGAGAAAGGCAGCGGAUCAGGUCAUGGUUGACAGCCUAUUCUUAAAUUUACUUUUUUAGAAAUGAGAACAAGACGGGAUUUACUUUCCAGAAAAAGGUGGAGUUUUGAAAAUCAUAUAUUUGAUAUUGUAAGUAAUUUUGGUCAAUCAUAUAUGUACAGAAUGUGUAAUAUGCAGCACAUAUUCUGUCUUUUAGCUUUCGCAACGUUCACAGCAGUUUUGUUCAAUAGAAUGAAAUUCUGCAAUGCUAGGUGAAGUAAAGUUAUGCAGCUUUGUAUUAAUUUCCAGUGAAAGCCCCAUCGGGCUGGGAGCUUGCCUAACACCAUUUUCUAGGGAAAAUUUAACGUGCGGUCACUAAAGUUUGGAGAAA
This is a messenger RNA of Olea europaea var. sylvestris, 1672 nucleotides long. RefSeq names its product cytochrome b561 and DOMON domain-containing protein At2g04850. Bases 112 to 1335 code for a protein of 407 amino acids. The transcript has a single exon. Lineage: Eukaryota; Viridiplantae; Streptophyta; Magnoliopsida; Lamiales; Oleaceae. The record is from RefSeq and is a predicted model, not a curated record.